AUGUAUGGUGUCAGAGCUUCUCCUGGCCGAGGUCAGCCACAACUGGGCAGGCAUAACGCAAGCCAUCUCGUGGGCUAUACGCAGCACCUUCUCAAUCCGAGAGGCUUCCGCGGUCUCAGCACUAGGGGACGGCAAGGCACCAGAAUACCACAAGCACAGGGGAGGUUCCAGCCCAAGCGCAACUCACCCGAAUGGGGCGGGCCCGGGUUUACGCCCUUCACAGCGCUCGCCCCCCCUCCCCCCGCCCCCCCGCCGCUGCACCAGGUGGCGGCGGCCCGAUGCGAGCUGCGAGGGCCGCAGAGCGCUCGGCUACUGGCGCUGGCCUGGUGCGCGACCCGCGCCGGGCGCUCUUUUCGGUACUCAGCCGUGGGGAACGUCGAGUACGUGGACAGGCAGAACAUCCGGACCAUGUGUAGCGUCUGGGAGAGCGUCCGCUAUGGCGACAGCUCACUAAAGGAGGGCGCACUAAGCAUGGUGGGCGUCCCUCGGGUAGACGGUGACCCUGAGGGUUGCGCACCGCACACGCGCUUCGUUGUGCCCCGGCCAGGUGGCCGGAGUGCAGUGUCCUGGGUCGUCCCGGCGGCGCGCGGGGGCUGCAUUUUCAAGGACAAGACUACGGUGGCGGCGCGGAGGAAUGCUUCGGCAGUCGUGAUCUACAACGAGGAGCGCCACGGGAACCUCACUGCGCCCACGUCCCAUGCCGGAACAGGAAAUAUAGUGGUCAUUAUGGUUAGCUACCCAAAAGGAAAAGAGAUUUUGGAUCUAGUGCAAAAAGAAAUUCAAGUCAAGGACUUCCAGCCAAGAUGGAUACGGAAUCAAUGUUGAUGCUGAGAAUUGUGCAAUAUAUAUUGAAAAUUUUAAAGUGAAGGAUGUUAUCAGAAUUCUGCCAUGCAAAGCUUAAGGAUAUCCACUCCAGAAUUGGCCUUGGGAAGUGUUUUGGCUGCAAAUUUGAAUAUUACUGUACCAGAUGGUAACAGGAGUGAUGGGAGCAAUUCACCAUGACCUUCCAUUAAUGAAUCCAUGGCACAGUGGAUGUACAUGUUAAAGAAGAUGCAGGUGAAAACUCAGCCUUACUAGUUGGCAGGCAGCCUGUGAAGGAGGCAGUGUGUCCAUGAACUUGAAGCAUCCAACGUGGUCCCCUGCUUGCCCACAUGCUUCUUGCCAGGAAGGUCUGGAGGAGAAGCAUGGAAACAGUACCACAUCAGGUAAUUCUUUGCAUGCUGUCUUUUUAGGGAUCUUGACUAUACACAGCCUUUCCAAAAAGCUUGCUCCCUGUGGUUACUGAGGAAUGAUGACAAUAAAAGGCCGAAUUGCAGUGCUUCCAUCAGCAGUUUGCUCUCUGUGGGUGCACGAUGACAAAAUCUCCUGAAGCGAACCAUUGGUCUGACCUCAGUAAAAGGAUGGAAGUUUCAUGUUUGGGCAAGCUUUCCAAGGAACACUCCAAAUAGCUCAGAUGGUUUGAAGAUAUUAAAGCAAAAAAUUGGAACUGGAAAAUCCAGAGAAUUACAGAUUUUUUUUAAAGACAACAGUUAAACUGAACUCCUCUGAGUAUGCUUAAAAGUUGAUUGCACAAAAAGAGAAAAAAAAGAAAAACAAAUGAAAACUUGAUUGUGCUUACUUAAUCCCAGGAUUAUAGUUUCUUAUAUUUCAGAUAAAUUCCCUCUGCUUUUAAACCUAUUUAAUGAAGAACCUUUUGCUGAUAUUCUAAAUAUAAAUCUUAAAUCUGGUUUAUAUA
Molecule: messenger RNA, 1735 nt
Organism: Pteronotus mesoamericanus
Lineage: Eukaryota; Metazoa; Chordata; Mammalia; Chiroptera; Mormoopidae
Gene: RNF149
Product: ring finger protein 149
Source: RefSeq, a predicted model, not a curated record